Molecule: messenger RNA, 1134 nt
Organism: Asparagus officinalis (garden asparagus)
Lineage: Eukaryota; Viridiplantae; Streptophyta; Magnoliopsida; Asparagales; Asparagaceae
Product: UPF0481 protein At3g47200-like
Exons: 3
Coding region: 251-1042 (263 amino acids)
Source: RefSeq, a predicted model, not a curated record
CAAGGCCCACCUCAAGCCCAUGGAGCGCAACAAGCACGCGGCUCUCGCCCACUACCUUGAGCGGGCCAAUAAGACUCUCGACGAGGUGAGGGAGGCCCAGAGGCCUCAAAUCCGAGAGCUCAUGGACGCGUACGAUAGCCUAGAGGAGUCGUGGACGGACGAGGACUGGUUUUUGGAUCAAAUGAUCGUUGAUGGAUGUUUCUUUGUUGAAAUGAUGGUGUGGGGAAAUGACGAGCUCUAGAGGCGGUACAUGAAUCGUGGCCUGUGGAUGGACAUGCGCAGGAUUGAAAAUCAGUUGCCGCUCCUGCUUCUUGUUAUCUUGAUUGAAAUUGGAGGUCACGAGGUUGAGGAUUCCAAGAGCUUCAUAAGAAAUUGUGACGAAGUCCCCGACACCGAACUGAAAACCAUUAGAGGAAAAGGUCGGCACUUGCUCGACAUUUCAAAAAGGAAAAUGACUGCGGGAGGAAACUACAUCCAUGACCGCGACUUGGCUGUCCGCACCGCAACAGAGCUCUUCCAAGUGGGGGUGAGCUUCAAGCUAGCUGAUAGCAUCUGUUACAGCGACAUCAGCUUAACAAACGGAGUCCUGAAGCUCUCUCAUCUAUACUGCUACAGUAACACCGAGAACAUGUUCCUCAAUUACACUGCCUACGAGCAUAUACAUAAAGGUACGGAUAGUGCAGUGAGUAACUAUGUCUUAUUUAUGGAUAAUAUCAUCGACACAGAUAAAGAUGUGACGCUGCUCAGGAAGGCAAAGGUAGUGUCUUGCACGACUGGAAGUGAUAGCGAAAUUGCUUCCCUCUUCAAUCGUCUCACCCAGGGAUUGCCUCUCUUGGAUAAGAUCCAUGUCCAAAGUGAGAAUGUGAAUAUGAAUAUUGAAAAUUACUGCAAUAGGAGGUGGCAUAAGUGGCGUGCAAUUUUCAUCCAGACUUACCUUAGCAAUCCUUGGGUUUUCAUCUCGCUUUUGGCAGCAUUUGUCCUCUUGGUUCUGACCGUUAUCCAAACAACAUACACAAUCAUGCAUUUCUAUAAAAGCUCUUGAUCUAGAAGGAUCUUGUAGGAUUCUGGAUAUAUGGAUGUACAAGUUGUAACAUUUAUGAUCGCUUAACAAACAAUUAUAAUUUGUUUUGAAUU